This is a messenger RNA of Symbiodinium necroappetens, 2655 nucleotides long. The record is from the annotation of a GenBank genome assembly. NCBI's taxonomy places the organism in Eukaryota, Dinophyceae, Suessiales, Symbiodiniaceae.
AUGGCGGCGACAGGUUCCUCAUUGGCACGAGGUGUCGGUGCUAAAGCCGAGGCCCCCAAGGCAAAGGCCAAGCCUGCAGCAGCGGCACCCACCACUUCGAAGUACGCCAGCACGACUACCACCGCGCCAGUUCAGGUGGCACCCGCAAGCGUGCUGAACAUUGUGAGUGGCAAGCCCGUGCCGGCCGGAGAGACGAGCGGCGCUGCCUAUGCCACCAGCACCGUAGGACCUGCCAGAGGUUAUGCCAAGGCAGCUGGUGCCGUACUUCCAGCCACGGCGACAGGGCCCGAUGGCAAGGCUCUCGACGUGCCCAAGGCGGGACCUCCUGCGGUGGCUGUGGGCCGGGCACUGGCAGAGGGCCGCAGCCCUGCCUUCUCCAUGGCAGACGGUAAGCUCCGUGCCACUAUUGGAAAGAAGUACCAGAUCGUCUUCGUCACAAGCGAGGUCGCACCGUUCUCCAAGACUGGAGGACUCGGAGAAGCCAUGGACGGUUUGCCCAUUGCGCUGGCAGCCCUGGGCCAUCGUUGCAUGGUGAUCUCGCCACGCUACGACCAGUACAAGGAGGCGUGGGACACCGGUUACUGGAGCUCCCUGCCGAUGGGUGGUAAGAACGAAUCUGUGCACUUCUUCCACACCUACAAGCAGAAGGUUGACUAUGUCUUCGUCGAUCACCCCACAUUCCUGGAGAGGGUCUACGGACAGACAGGAGCCAAGUUGUACGGCCCGGAGUGGGGGCAGGACUUCGCAGACAAUCAGGCGCGAUUCGCCUAUUUCUGCAAGGCGGCAUUGAAGGCCAUUCAGGAGCUGCCUCUGGGCGGCGCCGUGUACGGUGGCGAUUGCAUGGUCGUCUGCAACGAUUGGCAUUCGGCCCUUGUUCCGAUGUUCAUCCAUGCUGAGAAAGCCACAGGCAAGUGGCAGAACACGAAGUCCGCCUUUCUGAACCACAACGCCGUGUUCCAGGGCCGGUUCGUGCGCGAAGAAGGAUUGGCCGGCAUCUUCGGAGUGCCAGAGCGCUACAUCGACAGCAUCACCUUCAAGAUGCCCCUUCGCAUCGGAAAAUACAACGAGAAGGUCAGCUGUGUCAAUUCCAUGGCAGCUGGCCUUCGAUAUGCCGACAGGGUCCUCACCGUGUCCCCGAGCUAUGCCGUGGAGUGCUGCACGGACCCGGAGAAGGGUGUUGAACUGGAAGACCUUUUCGCCCUGGGCAAGUGCACAGGAAUUCUCAACGGCGUGAAGGAAGGAGUCACUCCCAGCGACAAGAACUUCGUCACGAAGACCAUGAUGUCGUGCGGAGUCUUUACUGCUGCCACGGCAGCGGAGGCAAAGGCUGAGCUCAAGGCCACCUACCGAGCACAGAAUAACCUCCCCGAGUCCAAGGGACCGUUGAUGUGCUUUAUUGGAAGGCUGGAUGCCCAGAAGGGCUAUGACCUGCUCCUGGAGUCCUUGGUGGAGAUCCUCGAGGACACCGAGCUCCAGGUUGUCAUCGUCGGCUCCGGCCGAGCAGACCUCGUAGCACAGACCAAGGCCGUGGAGAAGAAGUAUCCCAGCAAGUUCUUCUACGCAGGCUGGAUGGGCCCGGAGCGCUAUGCUCUCCUCGCUGGCUGCGACUUCACGCUGCUGCCUUCCAGGUGGGAGCCCUGCGGCCUCGUACAGAUGGAGGCAAUGCGCAUGGGAACCCUGCCCAUCGUCGCCCCCACCGGCGGCUUGAAAGACACCGUGGAGGAUGGCCUCAACGGCAUUUGGACGGACAAGGAAAUGUCCGUCGAGGCCGUGGUAGACGAGGAGUCCGUGGCGUCGAUCUCGAAAGCCUUGAAACGAGCUGCAGAUCUGUACAUGCAGGAGCCCGCCAAGGUCAAGGAGAUGACAAAGGCCGCCAUGGCAGCUUCCGCAGAGUUCACUUGGAGCAAUGCGGCCUUGCAGUACGAGGCCGUUUUCGAGGAGCUGGGCGUGAAGGAGAUGCUCGGGGGUGCCACUGCAAUGGUUACUCUGGAAGCCGACAAGCAGGCCUGUGACUGGCACCGUAAGACGCAGGAACAGAAUCAAGAUGGUCGUUCUGCCAUAGAGGUUGCUUCAUUAGGCGUUUGGGAGAUCAUUGCACCAGCCUGGAAGCCGUGGAAGCUUUUUGUAGCCAUGGGACUCCGGGCCUGUGCCUGCACAACGCAUCUUCUCACUCUGCAGCUUUCGGCCUCGAGAGUCAGCCUAGAGCCGCUGCAAGACGCAGCAGCUGAGCUGGUCGAAGGCAUGGACGAGGAUGCUGACGCUCCAGACAAUGCCUUGCAUUCACCAGACUGCCAUGAGCUAAUGGCACAGAUUACACAGCAGGAACAUCUCCUGGAAGACAAAGACUCUGCCUGCGACAUCGUCUCUGAAGGCCCCGAGCUGGGACGCUUCACUUCGAGACUUCGAAGGCACAGGCCACAGCCUCCAGCUGCUCCUCCGCCGACAAAGCGGCCUGGGCGACUGCUGGGCGUGCAGGAACCUGGUUCAUCUUUUUCUGCGGGCGCUGAGGAGUUGCCUGCGCUUCAGCACUUGGCCCAGCUCGAGCAGGCCGUUCUUUCUGGCUCAGCAUUGCCGGCGCUGCCGAUCUGGGGUCAAAUGGGUCAAGGUGCUUCGCCGCCUCCCAGGAGCGCGGCACCAAAAAUGCCUAGAUACCCC